GUGAAUAACUACCCUAAGAACCUGCCAACAAUUAGUGUGAUUCUGAUCUAUUUGAAUGAGGCUCCAUCAGUCAUUAAAAGGGCAAUCCAUAGCAUCACUGACAAAACUCCUGCUCAUCUGCUAAAGGAGAUCAUCCUGGUAGACGACUAUAGCUCAAAUGAGGAUCUGCAAUUGGCUCUAGAUGAAUAUAUUGAUCUAUUUAAUAAAGACAAGCCUGGCUUAAUCAAGAAAGUGAGACACAAAAGGCAGAUGGGUCUUGCAAAGGCACGAAUCUCAGGCUGGGAAGCGGCCACAGGUCAGGUGGUAGCCAUUCUGGAUGCACACAUUGAAGUUCAUAAGGAAUGGGCAGAGCCACUACUUUCAAGAAUCAAAGCAGACAGGACAGUAGUGCUGUCACCGGUGUUCGACAAAGUGCUUUUUGACACACUGGAGGUUGUUGAGUAUAUUCCUGCUGCUCAUGCAUUUGACUGGAACCUCUGGUGCAUGUAUGAGUCCUUCCGGCCAGAAUGGUACAAAAACUACAACCCAUCCAAACCGGGGAAGAGUCCCUCAAUCAUGGGUAUUUUUGUCGCUGAUCGUCAAUUCCUGGGAGAAAUUGGAGUUUUGGAUGAAGGAAUGACAAUUUACGGGGGUGAAAAUGUUGAACUUGCAAUACGUGUCUGGCUCUGUGGUGGGAGUAUUGAAGUGGUGCCGUGUUCAAAGAUCGCACACAUUGAAAGAGCACAUAAGCCCUAUUCACUAGAUCUCAGCAGGCCCAUGAUUCGAAACGCCCUGAGAGUGGCCGAAAUCUGGCUGGAUGAAUAUAAAUCAAAUGUGAAUAUUGCCUGGAAUCUCCCUCUAAAGAAUCAUGGAAUUGAUUUUGGUGAUGUGACUGAAAGAAAACAGUUACGAGAGAAACUCAAAUGUAAGCCCUUCAAAUGGUAUCUGGAAAAUGUAUAUCCUCUCCUAGACGGCUGGGAAGACAUUAUUAGUUAUGGUGCGCUGAAGAAUGACAUUCAAGAAAGAUACUGCAUUGAUCAAGGUGAAGUUCCUGGAAGUGUACCUAUUCUGUAUGAAUGUCAUCACUAUGACCCUCAGCAUUGUUAUUACAACCGUAAUGGAGAGGUCUACAUUGGAGGCAUCAAAUCCCACACGUAUAACUCUAACCGUUGUCUAAUGGAUCCUGGUAGUGGAAAUACACCAGCGUUGCAUGACUGUAAAAAUGCCAAGGAGAAAGGAUUGAGUAUAUACUGGGACUUUUCUCAGGGAAAUGCAAUAAGAAACAGAAACACAACUCGAUGUCUUGAGAUUGGCCAAGGAGAGGAUUCCUCUUAUUAUCUUAUUUUGCAAACAUGCACAGGACAAAAAUGGACAAUACAACAUGUUAUCAAAGACUUAAAAGGAAAGUUCACAGAAGUGAAAAUAUAG
Messenger RNA from Sinocyclocheilus grahami, 1407 nucleotides. RefSeq names its product probable polypeptide N-acetylgalactosaminyltransferase 8. The record is from RefSeq and is a predicted model, not a curated record. Gene Ontology annotation, molecular function: polypeptide N-acetylgalactosaminyltransferase activity. Gene Ontology annotation, biological process: protein O-linked glycosylation. NCBI's taxonomy places the organism in Eukaryota, Metazoa, Chordata, Actinopteri, Cypriniformes, Cyprinidae. Gene Ontology annotation, cellular component: Golgi apparatus.